This is a messenger RNA of Penicillium brevicompactum, 930 nucleotides long. RefSeq lists its product as uncharacterized. Bases 1 to 930 code for a protein of 309 amino acids. NCBI's taxonomy places the organism in Eukaryota, Fungi, Ascomycota, Eurotiomycetes, Eurotiales, Aspergillaceae. Gene Ontology annotation, cellular component: endoplasmic reticulum. The record is from RefSeq and is a predicted model, not a curated record. The transcript has a single exon. Gene Ontology annotation, molecular function: procollagen-proline 4-dioxygenase activity; iron ion binding; L-ascorbic acid binding. Gene Ontology annotation, biological process: peptidyl-proline hydroxylation to 4-hydroxy-L-proline.
AUGGCUGCCAUUGCGAUACCAGAAGACUUCCUCCGGGGACCAGCGGUGAAAGCAACACUGCACAAAAUCGACUUCGAGAAAACAACACCACCCAUUCCUUCAUUCAAGAACAGCAUCGCUGCAGUAGUCGACAAUCUCUUGACAGAGACUGAAUGCAAACAACUCCUCCAAAUAGCAGAAGAGUCAACGCGGACCACACUCCCAGACUCGACACUCUCCGCCUCCCAAUGGGAACGCGCUAUGAUCAACGCUGGAGGCGGCAGGCAAAUAAUGUCCGUCGACUCCCGCAAAAGUGGUCGAAUAAUCUUCGACUCCACGGAUAUCGCCGAUCGACUUUUGGGACGGUUGAUGCCGUUUAUGCGCGAGUGUCAGAUCGACGUUGUCAAGAACCUGCCUCUAGUCACAGGACUCGGACCUGCCAAACGAGGCGAAGCGCUUCAACUCAGUCGAUUGAAUGAAAGAUUGCGAUUCUUGCGAUAUGAGGGUGGUGAUUACUUUCGUCCGCACUGGGAUGCGUGCUAUAUGACUCCGGAUGGGAAGGAGAAGUCUCUUUUCACAAUCCAUCUCUACCUGAAUGGCGAGGGGGAGCAGGAUAUGGAGGAGUUGAAGCCGCACAUCGAGCGAGCGGAAAAGAACUAUUAUUUGUAUGAAGAGGAUGGGGAGAUCAAUUUGGCCAAAGUCGGUUCUAAGGCUCCAGAGGGUGAUGAGAGCGAGGUUUCCGUUGUGGAAUCUCUUGACGGUAGUGACACUCUUUUGGGCGGAGCUACCUCAUUUGCUGCCGCGGUGAACUCGAAGGACUCAGUCCGCAUCUUUCCUAAGACGGGAUCCGUUCUUAUCUUCCAGCAGAGGAACUUGUUUCAUGGUGGAGACGAUGUUUUUAGGGGUGUCAAGUAUACUAUGAGGACAGACGUGAUGUAUUCAAAUGAAUAG